AUGGAACAGUUUGUCAAAGGAUUGCCGUAUCCGUACGAGGAAGCUUGCAAAGAAAUCGUUCGACGUCGAAAUUCUUACGAGUCAGCCGACAAGCUUGUUCGUCAUGCAAUUCAUGUGCAACUUCUUCAAACUUAUCACUUUGACCAGCAGAAUGGGAUUCUUGUAAAUUGCAAGGAAUGCUCCAUUCAUCUGGCAUGGAAGCUGUACAAAUCGAAGCUCGGAGUUGAAGAUACCGAUAACUGGGAGGCAAAGAUAAACUUAUAA
Caenorhabditis briggsae is the source of this 264-nucleotide messenger RNA. The transcript is spliced from 3 exons. Lineage: Eukaryota; Metazoa; Nematoda; Chromadorea; Rhabditida; Rhabditidae. The record is from RefSeq and is a predicted model, not a curated record. The coding region runs from base 1 to 264 and encodes 87 amino acids.